Molecule: messenger RNA, 201 nt
Organism: Penicillium psychrosexuale
Lineage: Eukaryota; Fungi; Ascomycota; Eurotiomycetes; Eurotiales; Aspergillaceae
Exons: 1
Coding region: 1-201 (66 amino acids)
Source: RefSeq, a predicted model, not a curated record
AUGGUCUGUGUCGAUACGCGCGAAGCCAAGGGCAGUGCUGCAACUGAUGCGCUUAUGGCCGUACACGCUGAUGCGUCAAAGAGCCGCAAAUAUGACGCCGGGGGGUAUCUCGGUCUUGUUAGUGACGCCAGUGUCGCGGUCAGCAAUACCUAUCACUAUCAGUUCUGUACCCAAUACCCUGACUGGACGUUCAGUGCUUAG